AUGGAACUUCCACAAUUCUUUCUUCUUACUGUCUCUUUCAUUUUCAUUUGUAUUGGAGUUUGGUUGUUCUUUAAAAUUAAGGCACUCCAACCAACUCAGCCUCUACAACAUCCUCAUAAAAAGAAGUUCAAUCGAUGCACUGACUUUAGGGUUAUUAGAAAAGAAAUAUGGCGUGCUUUCCAAAAACAUUAUAAACCCCUUAUUAUUCAAGCAUCAAGUCUUCAACGUAGAAAGAAAGAAUUAAAUGACCGUAUGAUGAAGGGUGAGAAUUGUCAGGCAGAAAUUGACCAACUUAAACAAGAUAUUCAGAAAUGGUCAAAUAGAAGAGAUGGAGCAGCCGAACAUGUUUUCAAAAAGGCUAAUUCAUUUAUUCCUGUUCAAGAUAAAAUGGAUUUACAUGGUCUUUUUGUUGGAGAUGCAUUAAAAAUUGUACAAAGAAAGUUACCUAGUCUUAAGAAAAAUAAAGAUAUCCAUACAAUGAGAAUUAGUUGUGGAGUAGGUAAUCAUAAUGGUUUAGGAUAUUCAAAGAUAGGAAGAGCAUUAAGUAAAAUGUUAAAGAAAAAUAAUAUUCAAUUUUGGGUUGAUCAUAAAAUUGGGUUUGUUAAUGUUAAUAUGAAAAGUGUUCCUGAUAAAAUUGAAUAUGAAAUUACAACAAUCAAGAUAGAAGAUCAUAUAGAUGAAAUGACAUUAGAAGACAAAGAAAUUAAUUUUGGGAAUGAAGAAAAUGAAGAUAAUUCAAAUGAAUAA
Messenger RNA from Entamoeba histolytica HM-1:IMSS, 747 nucleotides. RefSeq lists its product as uncharacterized. Bases 1 to 747 code for a protein of 248 amino acids. The transcript has a single exon. NCBI's taxonomy places the organism in Eukaryota, Evosea, Mastigamoebida, Endamoebidae. The record is from RefSeq and is a predicted model, not a curated record.